Messenger RNA from Dunckerocampus dactyliophorus (ringed pipefish), 3667 nucleotides. RefSeq names its product apoptosis antagonizing transcription factor (gene aatf). The transcript has a single exon. NCBI's taxonomy places the organism in Eukaryota, Metazoa, Chordata, Actinopteri, Syngnathiformes, Syngnathidae. The record is from RefSeq and is a predicted model, not a curated record. Gene Ontology annotation, biological process: regulation of transcription by RNA polymerase II. The coding region runs from base 49 to 1599 and encodes 516 amino acids. Gene Ontology annotation, cellular component: nucleolus; nucleus.
CCAGAGCGCCACAAGGACAGCACGCGUUGACUGUUUAGAAGUUUCCCAAUGGCGAAUUCCUUCUCUGAGGAGCUCCAGCAUCUCCUUAACCCGCUUCCAAAGUUCGCCGAUCCAGAGGACGACGAUGACGAGACGACCAAAGCCAAAGUCAGUGAUACUUUCAUUGAGGACGACCUCCUCGAAGAGGCGGCGGUCGGCCUCAGCGCCUUGCGGAGGCGGAACACGAUCAUGCUCGCCGAGACUGACGGCAAGUAUUCAGGGAAGGCCGUCUCCCGCAAACAGAUGCUCAUGGACAUGGAGGAAGAGCAGGACUACGACGACGACGACGAUGAUGAUGAUGAUGAUGAUGAUGAUGAUGAUUAUAACGAGGAGGAUUUUGAUGAAGACGAGAAGAAGAGCAGUAUUGAAGAGUUAGAGGAAGAUGAAGAGGAGGAAGAACAUGAGGAAAGUAGUGAUGGUCCUGAUGUCACACUUCCUCAAGGAGUUGACUUCCACAAACUGACGGAGGGCAUGGAUGACUUGGGAGUGAGCGAAGAGGAUGACAGUGGGGAGGAGUUGGAUGAAGAGGAUGAGAAUGAUGAUGAGGAGGAAGAUGACAAUGAAGAUGAGGUGGCCAUCUCCACUUUCUCCAAAGAGAAGGUGUCUGAGGAGGUGGAGAAAGGGAAGGCAGUGAGGAACCAGCUGGCACUCUGGGACCAGCUGCUCGAGGGCCGCAUCAAGAUCCAGAAGGUUUUGGUGAGUGCAAACCAGCUACCUCAGCCUGAAACGUUCCCUGAAUUCAGAAGAAGGGGCGGGGCAGAGCUGGCGGGGGCUGUGAAGAACACACACAAGGCCCUGAAGGCUCUUCAGAGGUCUCUGUUGGAGCUUCAUGACCAGCUGCUCGAGCAGAACUCUGACACCAGAACCGUCCUGCAGGGGGAUGACUGUGAUGAUGAGGUUGGUGAUGAAGAACGCAAACCCGCCAAACACAAACUAGACAUGGCUGACUACCCACAGUUGGCGGCCAAGCGUUUUGCCGCCUUCCAGCCGUAUCGCAACGCCACGCUGCAGAAGUGGCACGACAAAACCCGACUGAGCACGGGCAAGAGCGGCGGCUUUACGGCAUUCGAGCGGAACAUCGUCACCCAAGUGGAGCAGGUUCUGAUGGACAACGAACGGCUGGUGCGGCGCACUCAGACACGACGCUCCGAGUACCAUGUUCUUGGCAAGAGAGAGGCCUCAGACGCCGUCACUGCAGACGUGGAGGAGGCAGCUUCCCUGAAGGUGAACCUUCAUCUGAAGGACGUGAACGAGGACAUCUUUGACGACGACGACUUCUACCACCAGCUGCUCAGAGAGCUCAUCGAACGCAAGACGGGCGCCGUGGACCCCAAUGACCAGGUGGCGGCGGGCCGCCAGUGGCUGCAGAUCCAGAAGCUGCGCAGUAAGAUGAAGAAGAAGGUGGACACCAAGGCCAGCAAAGGUCGCAAAGUGCGCUUCCACGUGCAUGCCAAGCUGCUCAACUUCAUGGCACCCAUGGACCACAGCACCAUGAACGACGAGGCCCGCAGCGAACUCUACAGAGGCCUCUUUGGGGGCAGUGGCAUGGCCCGAGAGUGAAGGAGGCGUGGUCAGCUUGUCCUUAUGAGUAGAAAGAACACGUCAGCUCCUGUCGUGUGUGUGCGUGUGUAUGAGUUGUAACACGCAAACACAACAUGCUUGUCUGACACGUACGCAAUGAUUAAAUGAUUAGUUGUAUUUUGGAGGAUAAAUGUUAUUAUUGAACAACUACAGUCCUCUGAGAGUUGUUUUGAGCAGGAAACUAAAUGAGACACAAAAACAAUAUAAAACAAUCAACCAAGAAGUUAGUUUGACUUUGUGUUUCCUCUCACGUCCUUCAGUGUCACUUUACUCCUUAAAAAAGAAGACAAUUUAAUACACAUGACUUAAUUACACAUUAGCCUCAGUUGGUGGAGACAGCUGUAACAGUCAUUUGAGUACGUAAUAAGAAGAAAUACAGUGGAAGCUUGGUUAGUGUCAUUUUGUUCCAGAAUAUCAGACUCAAACCAAAACAGAUUUUCAGUUUUUCCCUUGAGAAAUAAUGUAAAUCCAAUUAAUCAGUUCCAGAAAACAAAAAUGUUAACACAAACAUGUUUUUAUAGUUUUACAUGCAGAAAACAAUUCUAAAUACAUAUUAUGAAUGAAAGGGAUAAAUGAACAUUUAAGGUUAUGCUUAGCUGCACUGAAGAUAUGGUUCCUGAGUGGCUGUUCCCAAAAACGUUAUUUGGCAACGAGAUCACCCACAGCCACCUUCCUGUUUUGCCUUGAAAUUGUGUCUGGGAAUACUCACAUCUUAAAUGAAUAUAAAGUAACCUUAAAUGUUAAUUUAUGCCUUUCAUUUGUCAUUUAUAUGCAUUCAGGAUUGUUUUAUUCGUUUAAAACUAAUUGUAAAACUCUAAAAGCGUGUUUUGUUUGAACAUUUUUGAGAGUCAACCCCUGAUGACAUCAUACUGUAUACAGGCGAUGUAGCUGACUUCCGGUUGCCAUUUUGUAAGAUAGCUAAUAGUAUACAACAAGGAAGGAUGUUUUGUGAUAAAAAAAAAAAACACAAUAACACAGUUGGUCAGUGUAUUAAUAACACGGCAAGAUGCGCACCAUAUUGUACGCUAACAUGAGAAUUCAUACAAACCGAGGCAAAAUUGCGACGUAAUUUUUUGACGUUAACCGAAAACACGCUAACCAAGGUGCCACUGUAAUAAAAGUAAAAACUGUUGUUCAAGGUAGCUUUCUUCAAAUGGCUCCAAAAGAGUGCAAACCGAUGAAGCUUUUUUUCUUAAAACUCUUUUGUGCUACAAUGCACAACACUCUGUGUGGAGUCAUUUUUGGGACAUAACACAAGAGGUGUAAGACCUGGAUAAAAGUUUGAAAUCCUCCACAAAAGAAAUAAGCUGAAGUCUUUUGUUUGGGAAUAAAUGUGCUUCUUUCAGUUUGAAGGAUGUGAUGUAUCAGUGGAUGCUGCAGCUGAGGCGCUUGGCUCAGAGUCAGCGUGUUGAGGUGAAAGAGCUUGUCCUCCGUGCAGAGUCUCCUCUAACUGCACGGUGGCCUGGGUGCUUCUGAGAGGUUUUUGUUGUCCGUCCCCAUCAAAAAUAUUUAAUUUGCAAAUUCUGCACACUGCUUUGUCGCCUUCACUGUUCAAGUACAACCAGAAGCUGCUUCCCUUUUGCUUCUGUCAUUUUGUACUUUUUUAUCCAUGUGCAUAUAUUGAAAUUCAGCAGUCUUGUCUCUCAGUCACUCUUGGUGUGUUCCUGUUAUGGUGGGAAUUUCGACUUUUUGGAGCAGGUUCCUUUGGCUCCUAAAUGGCUCCUCAGAUUAUUUUGUUUUGUAACAUAAAAUUAUAUCAAAUGUUUAUUAUUGAUAUGCGUCUGUGUAGGCUCUCAGUUGUACAGGAGUUGUCCAUCGAGAUUUCUCGGUAAUUUCUCAAUAUUAUUGAUAUGGCUUUAUUUUUUUAUGCUCAACAUGGAACAGAUUGCCACAAAAGAGAAAUGACAAAAUACAACAACAAAGACCCACAAAAAGUCCAAUGUAUUGUUUCCAGCUAUUUACAGUGAACCAACACAACAUCAACGGAACAUUAUACAACAAAAUAUAAAUUAAAAUGUGAAAAACUCAAAGACAAAGCAGCAUCCAG